AACAGUUCAGUCCAUUUAUCUGUUCAGUUACAUUUAUAGAUCGAAAGAUUGGUGAUAAUCUAUAAGUACUGAACAUGUACAGCAUCAUUGUCAGUGCAAUACUGCAGCCUGCAGGUCAACCUGAGUGCAACACCCAAUCCCACCAUAAAACUUCGAGGUCAAAAUGAAUAUAUUGAAAGAUCUGAUCUAUUUAUCAAUCUGUUAAGCUAAUGAAGUCCGCUACGGGUCUCAAAAUUGUUGUCAUUGUAUCUUAUGUUUUCUUUUUCAAGCUGUUUUUGUUGUAUAGUAGCCCUUCAUAAAGCAUUCAUCUCAAAUCGGAAGGUUUAAUCAAAAGAAAAACAGAUCAAUGAUUGGCCCUCUGGUGACAUGUGACCUAUAGCUGUUGACUUAUUACCUGGAAGAGUCAACUUCUCCAUACCUGAGUUACCCGUGAAGGUUAGGCGGGCUCUCGCUCUUGGACUGAACGCCUACAUUUUUAAUUCUUUAACCACUGGACAAUUUCAUCCCCAUUAAGCGAUGGCGACAAAGAGGCUGCUUGGAUGGCAAAAGUUAUUUCUGAUCCUCACAGUGCUCCCUUGCUGCAGGAGUUUGCAGGUUUCUAUUCCACAGCAGGAGUAUGAGGUUGCAAGGGGUGAAGACAUUACCAUGACCUGCUCCUUCACCCCAGCCAGACCCAUCUCCAACAUUAUGGUCCUCACAUGGGAAGCUUAUAUUAAUGAAGAAAUGAAAGUCGUUGCCACCUACUAUUUAAGGGACACAAUUGACAUUGCACCUGCCUAUGAAAACCGAGCUGCUCUGGUGGUUGACCUCGAUAAACAAGUGAGCACACUUCGCUUAACAAAGGUGACCAUACAGGACAGCCGCCGUUUCCAAUGCAGCGUUAUGAUCCCCGGUGAUGAUGAGGGAACAACCUCGGCCACCACUUCCCUUUUGGUCCUGGUCCCUCCCUCACCACCGAUCUGCAAAGUUCAGGGAACUGCAGAGUACUUUCACAACAUCACCCUCACCUGCAAGUCUGAGGAGGGAUCCCCAACACCUGUGACUGAAUGGAAGAGCUACAGUGUCGAAAACAUUCCCAGAUCAUUUCCACCUAAGGCAACUGAAAAGGAUGGAGCUCUAUCUCUCUUCAAUAUUUCAAGAGAAACAUCUGGCUUCUUCAUCUGCACAUCAACAAAUCAAAUUGGUUCUGCCAGUUGCAACCUCACCUUAUCUGUGAUGCCAGGCAGCAUGAACAUUGGGUCCACUGCAGCAAUACUUGGAGGAAUCCUUGCAGGUGUUGUGGCUCUGGGGAUUAUCAUCUAUUGUUGCUGUUGCAAAAAGGGCAAAAAGGACAAGAAUCCUGAAGGCUCCCCUGAAGAAGUGAAUUAUAUCAGAGAUGCCCCUGAAACCGGAGAACCGUACAAGGAUGACAAGUCAAACAGCAAAACAAAACAGCUUACUGAGUAUUUCGACCAAGACAUUGCUCCUCAAAACAAUUACAGUGUAGGAAAGGCCGGACAUACUGACGAUGAUCAAAACAGUUAUAUAAGUGGUAAAGAAAGGCAUGAUGGUAAGGGCAGUGAUAUUGACUCUCAACGUUACCAGGGUGACCAACGUGAUCAUUACCAAGGAAGUCGUGAUAGGCUCGACGAUCAGCGUGAUCGUUCUAGGGGCAGUCGGGAUCGCCUUGAUGAUCGGGAUCGGUACGGGGGCAGUCGGGAUCGCCUUGAUGAACGGGAUCGUUAUGGGGGUAGUCGUGAUCGCCUCGAUGAACGGGAUCGUUACGGGGGCAGUCGUGAUCGCCUCGAUGAACGGGAUCGUUACAGGGGCAGUCGUGAUCGCCUUGAUGAACGGGAUCGUUACGGGGGCAGUCGUGAUCGCCUCGAUGAACGGGAUCAUUACAGGGGCAGUCGUGAUCGCCUCGAUGAGCAGCGCGUUCGUUAUGGUGGCAGUCGAGAUCGUCUUGAUGACCAUGGCGAUAGUUAUCGUAGCAGUCGGGAUCGCCUUGACUAUGCAGAUGAUGUAUAUAGAGACUGAAUCACCUGUUACUGAAUGUUCUUUGAAUGCCCUGAAAAUAUAUUUUUUGUUUUCUGAUGACCUGAUUAAGAAUAUUUCACUGGAUUUACAGAUUAGCUUAGUGUCUGGUCAAAUUAUGAAGAGACACAGCAAAAUUAAUUUGGGCAUUCUCGCAAAUGCAGUUAAUUCUCGUGCAAAUGGCAAUAUUCAUAUUGUAGCAGGGAGAACUGGAGACAUCAGAAAUUAGAUUAGAUAAGAUUAGAUUUGAUUCAACCAAUACAGGCAUGUCCCUAAUAUUCUAGUCCUACAUACAGGCCUGCUGUCUGCUACUGAGGAAAAUAAAUGGGAAUAUUUGGAAAUUCACAGUAUAAUAUUGUGAAGAUCUUCUUGCCAGUGCCAGGUCCUGUAGCUGAGCUAACUGGACUUAUAUCGGCCGCACACAAAACAACUUAUCAUGGUGAUCAAUGUAUCAAUCUGAUAAUUGAUGCUGGUCUGUUCCAAUAUAUCCUCAUAACUGAACAAUUGAUUAGCCAGUGACCUCCAAAAUGGAAUAUGACACCAUUCCCAAAACAACAGGACCAUUGCGGUGUACCAGCGACACAUGUACCAGACCUGCAUCAUGUGUUCACAGUUUGAUUAGGAUUAGGCACCAAAACUACUUACUUAAAAUACCUACAUGACUUACAACUUCAGUAACGUCAUGUAUUUGAUGCAUUUGGGUGAAAGUCCGGUGCUUGUUUAAACCAUCCACUCCGCCCACCUCCAAGAGCAGGAUCAGUUCAACUGAAGUCACGCAGUAAACUACUACUACAACAUGCCAAACUCACUUCAGUAUGAGACAGUGGUCUUUUUUUUUUCUUCUUUUUUUUUUGGAGGGCACUGUCUAUCCAGGCCUUUCAUUGGAGUUGAGAAGACACCUUUCCUAUAAGUUGUGAUCUGCCACACCUGUCAUUGUGUAUGAAUAUUUAAUUGGUUUAGUCUGAGCUGGAUGAUACAUUUUACUUAGUAGUGUAAAAGUGUGUUGUUGUUAUGUCUUAGUGACCUGAUAUGAGUAAGGUGGUAAAGAAUACCAGGACACAAAACAGAGGGGCAUUUUCUUUCUAUAUUGGAACACCUCAGAGUGCAUUAUUGCUUAUAAGGCAGUCUCCAAUUGAAGAAAAGCAGGAGUCUGUGUGGACAUUUUGUGGGCACCUUUGUUUGUAGUCACUUUAACCCAUUUCAAGUUAGUCUGAGGGUAAACUGGUAACAGAAUGAAGCUGCUGCUGUGUUGUUGCCAUGAUUACUCGAUGUUCUUGAGGGUUGUUGUUCGAGAUAUCCAUUGAUCCAUAAUAGACACCUGUCAGCCAAUUAGGAGGAAUUAUUUUCUGUAGUCAAAGUAUAAAACAGAUCGAAGCACUUCUUCCACAUCUUAAAUGUACGAUGCUGUUCUGUGGAUAAAUACGGCCCAUCAAUCCUCAUGUUCGAGCUUCUGAAGAGAGAUUUUUUCAAUGUCUACCAAUCAGGAACUCAAUUAAUCUGCCAGGGAGUUUUUUUAUGCUUGGAUGUCUCAGUAUGGUUGCCCACGGAUUUUAAUUAAAAUGUAUAUCAAUAGUUUAAAAACAUAUUAAUUAAUCAUAUCAACUGUGCCAUAAGUGAUACAGCAUAUAGUAUAAAUCAACUUCUCUUAAUGUAAACAUAUUAACGUUACCAGCAUGAUAAAAUCAAUUGUACAGCAAAAAUAUUCUCGUGUUAAGAACAGAAAAUGUCAUUCUGAUUUUUUUUUUUUUUUUGCAUUGAUACUUUUUCUUUGUUUGAUCAUGAAAACUUGCCCCAAUCAAUUAGUGUAAGUUGGUCAUAGAA
Messenger RNA from Acanthopagrus latus (yellowfin seabream), 3834 nucleotides. Its product is annotated as cell surface A33 antigen-like. The record is from RefSeq and is a predicted model, not a curated record. NCBI's taxonomy places the organism in Eukaryota, Metazoa, Chordata, Actinopteri, Spariformes, Sparidae. The coding region runs from base 517 to 2016 and encodes 499 amino acids. Gene Ontology annotation, cellular component: plasma membrane. The transcript is spliced from 7 exons.